AUGCCCUUUUCUCUUUUAAAUCAAUCAAAUGAUCAAAAUUUAACUAAUUUUGCUGGGCAAAUAAUUUCUAAUAAUUUUAAUUAUUGGACUAUUUACAAAAUUGCGCGUUCUGCUUUAAGAUUUGGGCAUUGGAGAUAUUUAGCAUUGCCUUUAUUAGAAAAAAUUCAAACAAGUUGUGAAAGCAUUGAGACAGAAUCAUGGAUUUCUUCUCUCAUUUAUAUUUGUAAAGCACAGCCAUUAGCUUUUAAUAUGGAUGAACUUGCUAAUUCAGAAUCAAAUCUUCAAUUUGCUUCACUUAAUCUUAAGGUCUAA
Meloidogyne enterolobii is the source of this 312-nucleotide messenger RNA. The record is from the annotation of a GenBank genome assembly. NCBI's taxonomy places the organism in Eukaryota, Metazoa, Nematoda, Chromadorea, Rhabditida, Meloidogynidae.